Molecule: messenger RNA, 965 nt
Organism: Tilletiopsis washingtonensis
Lineage: Eukaryota; Fungi; Basidiomycota; Exobasidiomycetes; Entylomatales
Exons: 1
Coding region: 293-790 (165 amino acids)
Source: RefSeq, a predicted model, not a curated record
GUUUGCACCAAUGAGAAUUCCUCGAACCCGCCCGUAGCGCCUGCCGAGGGCCAUGGCAGAGCGUGUCAAGCAUACUCUGGGAGCCGGAGAUCUUUGCGCUAGCCGCAGUGCUUGACGUGAGCUACGGGCUAGUGGCGGCCUUGUCGAGGCAGACUGCGAGCAUGGUGGAGGGACGAGCAGCCAGAGAGCAGAAGGACGGACAACCCCACACCUGCACGGCAAAGACUUGGCACGGCCCUUUUCUCGCUGAACUUUGCUUGCGUAGGUGACCGAGCUCGAGCCUGAACAUGCUAUGUGUGCUGCUGUGCUGCCAGCUGCGACGCUGGAGAGGGCCGGCGAGGCCCGGUCGCGGUGCUAUUUGCGGGCGUGCGGCCGAGUGCGGGGCAUGCGGCAGCGGCGGUACCCGAGCUUUGCAUGCGCCGGCGGGAGCAAGAUCUCCGAGCCGCCUCCGGCCUGCGGAUGCUUGCGAGCCGCCGACUGGGCGCCCUGUGCCGCUGACAGCGCCGGCGGCUUGAAGUGUAGGGUACAGCGAGCACCCUUGGCCGCGUUGCGCCGUCAGCGUCAAGAGGGAGGAGAGGCGCGUCACCCUCGCACAGGCAGCAUCCACAGACUUCCCCGCGCUCUCCGCGCGCCUAGCGUGCAGCGACGUGCAGCGUGCAGCUCUUGGCACGCUGGGGAUCUCGGACUUCUCGUCCUCCUCGGGUCCGCAGGGGCUGCCGUUGCUCCGACAGGCCCGAAAAGCGUAUGCCCGCUGAUCAAGAGGGAUGACAAGGGGCAAGCUCGGCUGUGACUCCGACGUCGACUUGGCCGUGCGCCCUCUCCGACGCGCCGCUCGCGAGGGGACGGCAGGCCGUUACCUCCGGCGCCGACGUGCGCCUCCAUCUGAUCCGAAGGCUUGAUCUGAACCGACCUGCGGAGAAGCUUUUUAAGCUGAGCAAGUAUCUGCGGGGGCCGCUCAUUCUUCU